Molecule: messenger RNA, 3860 nt
Organism: Megalobrama amblycephala (Wuchang bream)
Lineage: Eukaryota; Metazoa; Chordata; Actinopteri; Cypriniformes; Xenocyprididae
Product: NACHT, LRR and PYD domains-containing protein 3-like
Exons: 11
Coding region: 591-3860 (1089 amino acids)
Molecular function (GO): protein binding
Source: RefSeq, a predicted model, not a curated record
UGAAAUGUUUUGUUCUGGUGAUGUCUGUUUAUUUGUUAAUCUAGCUACUGUACUAAACAAGAACCUUGGAUUGUUUUGGUUAUUUUCUAUAAGUUUGCGGAGAUGCUCGGCCCUGGCUGCUUUUAGAGUCUUUCUAUAACGGGACGAGCUGUCUUUCCACGCGAUUCUGAAGACCUCUAAACGAGUUUGUCUCCAUUUGCGUUCUAGAUUACGAGUUUCUCUGUUGAUAGUAAUACUGUUGUACCAAGGUACAGUAUUUUUCUCUCUAACCUUUUGUAAAAAAAGAAAAAAAAAAAAAGUAAAACUUGAAACAAACUACUUCCAAACAGUUCAGUUUGGUGAGAACACAGAUUUCAGAAUAAAAAAAAAAACAGCCAAGAGUUAGUGUGUUUGCUGACGUCUGACUGUUACUGACACUUGAAAAGCAGUUUCACUUCCUUAUUUUCAGAGAAAGAGAAAGAAAUUUCAGAGCCGCUGUUCAACACGACAGUUCAGAAGAGAAGAAAGAAAAGUCUACUAAUAUUGUUUGAGCAGUGAGUCAGUGAAGGAAGAUUGCAUCUGUUGAUCAGCAUUGUGACACACUAGAAGAGAUGGAAGAAGACAAGCUGAAACACAAGGAAGUCCAGAUGAGCAGCAGCGUUCACACUGGAGUCAGUGUUGGUCUGAAUGCUCAGACGGGAGCAACUGUAAAUGCUCCUGUACUCACUGGAAACACCAUCACAGGCCCGGUGAACAUCAACAUCAACACUGCAGGAAACGAAACAGCAGAGAAACACAGAGAAGAGCAAGAGGACUUGAUUCUGAAAAAAUUCUUAGGAACUCACAAAACAGACAUGAAGGAGAAAGCAGAGCGUAUUUUUGAAGGCAUGAAAGAAAAUGAAGCACUUCUUAAGGAUGUUUACACAGAACUGUUCAUCACAGAGGGAGAUAUGAAAGAUGUCAAUCAGGAACAUGAGAUUCUGAAGAUUGAUGAUGCUUUCAAGAACAAAAAAACACAAGACAAACCAAUCAAAUGCAAUGAUAUAUUUACAUUACUAAGAGGUAAAAAUGAGAAAAAGAUUGUGCUGACCAAGGGAGUCGCUGGCGUUGGAAAAACUGUCUCUGUGCACAAGUUCAUCCUGGACUGGGCAGAAGGAAAAGCCAAUGAUUUUGUUGACUGUGUAUUCCUGCUUCCAUUCCGAGACAUUAACUUGAUGACAAAUGAAGAUUACAGUCUCCAUGAGCUUCUGCUGGAAUUUUAUCCUGAACUGAAGGACCUGGAGAAAUCAAAAUUAUAUAAGGAAUGCAAGAUAGCAUUUAUAUUUGAUGGACUUGAUGAGAGUCGCCUGCCUUUGAAUUUUAACAGUAGAUCAUUGACCUCUGCUGAGAAAAUAUCAUCUGUAGACGUGCUGUUCACAAGUCUGGUCAAAGGGAUUCUGCUUCCAUCAGCUCUCGUCUGGGUGACCUCACGACCAGCAGCAGCCAAUCAGAUCCCUCCUCAGUAUGUGGGUUUGUACACAGAGGUGCAAGGAUUCACUGACCAACAGAAGGAAGAGUACUUCAGAAAGAGAAUCACAGAUGAGACUCAGGCCUCCAGAAUCAUCUCACACAUUAAGACGUCUCGUAGUCUCUACAUCAUGUGCCACAUUCCUGUGUUCUGCUGGAUCAUGGCCACAGUACUUCAGGAUAUUCUCACCGGCAACAAUACAGAGAACAUCAGCACAACACUCACUGAAAUGUAUAUUCACUUCCUGCUGAUACAGAUGAACCUGAAGAGCCAGAAGUACGAUAAGCAAGAAGAAAGACAACGUACAAAACUCUUAGAUUCGAACGGAGAAAUUAUUUUGAAGUUAGCCAAGCUAGCGUUUGAACAGCUGAAGAAGGACAACAUUGUGUUCUAUGAGAAAGAUCUGGAAGCAUGUGGUAUUGAUGUGAGUAAAGACACUGAGUUCACAGGAAUGAUCGCCGAGAUCUUCAAGAAGGAACAUGGGCUUCAUGCAACAAAAGUCUUCUGCUUUGUGCAUCUGAGUGUUCAAGAGUUUCUCGCUGCAGUGCAUGUGUUCCUCUGUUACCUGAACAAGAACAUGCAGGAGCUUCAGUUUUUCUUUGAUGAACCAGAAGAAAACAUCACAUUGCAGGAGCUACUAGAGAAGGCUGUUGAUAAAGCCAUGAAGAGUGAGAGAGGACAUCUGUACCUGUUCCUGCGGUUUCUGCUGGGAAUUUCACUGGAAUCCAGUCAGAACCUGCUCAAAGGCCUGAUCACACACACUGACGUCACCACAGAGAGCAUCACACAAACAACUAAAUACAUUAAACGAAAACUAUCCUGGUACACCUCAGAUGAAGCUUCAGUCAACCUAUUCUACUGCUUACUUGAGCUCAAGGAUAAUUCAUUAUAUGAGGAAAUCCAAAGAUACCUCAGUUCAGGUGAACAUCCAGGAAGAGAACUCUCAUCUUCAAUGUGCACAGUGCUGACCUACAUACUGCUGAUGUCAGAGAAGGUGCUGGAUGAGUUCAACCCAAAGAGGUUCACGUCAUCUUCAAACUACAAGAGAUUUGUUCCAGCUGUGAGAUGUUGCAGAAAAGCCCUAUUUGAUGGCUGUGGUCUUGAUGAAACUUGCUGUGAAACUAUAUCUUCAGUUCUACAAUCAUCAAACUCCCAUCUGACAGAGUGGGACCUGAGCUGUAAUCACCUGAAGGAUUCAGGAGUUAUGCUGCUUUCUGAUGGACUGAAGAGUUCACACUGUCAACUGAAUAUACUGAGGCUAUUUGGGUGUAAUCUGACUGGUCAGUCCUGUGAAAGUUUGUCUUUAGCCCUAGAAUCCUCAAACUCUGUCCUGCGAGAACUGGACCUGAGUAACAAUGACCUGCAGAAUUCUGGAGUGAAGCUUCUUUCUGAUGGACUAAAGAGUCCAAACUGUCAGCUGCAGAUACUGAGCCUUACUCACUGUAAUCUCACUGUUCAGUCUUGUGAGAGUUUUUCAUCAGUCCUGCAAUCCUCAAACUCUGUCCUGACAGAGCUGGACCUGAGUAACAAUGAUCUACAGGAUUCUGGAGUGAAGCUUCUUUCUGAUGGACUGAAAAGGAACUGUAAGCUGGAGAUUUUGAGGUUGUCUGGCUGUAUGGUGACAGAGGAAGGCUGUGGUUAUGUGUCUUCAGCUUUGAGUUCAAAUCCAUCACACCUGAGAGAGCUGGAUCUGAGCUACAAUCACCCAGGAGACUCAGGAGUGAAGCUGCUCUCUGAUACACUCAACCAUCCAAACUACAGACUGAACAAACUCAAUGGGGAUCAUGGAGGAGAGUUCAGGAUUACAGCAGGACUGUACAAAUAUUCCCAUCGGAUCACUGCGGAUCGGAACACAGUGAAUAAAUGGAUCCGUCUGUCUGAGAGGAACACAGUGAUUACUGUCACUGGCACACCACAGUCGUAUCCUGAUCAUCCAGACAGAUUUGAGUAUCCUCAGGUGUUGUGUAGAGAGAGUGUGAGUGAUCGACGCUGUUACUGGGAGAUUGAGUGGAGUGGAGAACAUGUGCGUAUAUCAGUGUCAUAUAAGAGCGUAAGCAGGAAGGGAGUGGGUGAAGAGUGUGUGUUUGGAUGUAAUGAUCAGUCUUGGAGUUUGACCUGCUCUCCUGACAGAUACUUAUUCAGACACAAUGACAUACGGACUCGUCUCCCUGUAAAGCCCAUCAUCAGUAGAUCAGUGAAUGAGGUGAAUCACUAUAGAGUAGGAGUGUAUGUGGAUCACAGUGCAGGAAUUCUGUCCUUCUACAGCGUCUCUGGAGACACAAUGAUCCUCAUCCACACAGUCCAGACCACAUUCACUCAACCGCUCUAUCCUGGGUUUACUGUUGGUUAUAAUUCAUCAGUGAAACUGUGUUGA